Ananas comosus (pineapple) is the source of this 1523-nucleotide messenger RNA. Its product is annotated as E3 ubiquitin-protein ligase RGLG3-like. NCBI's taxonomy places the organism in Eukaryota, Viridiplantae, Streptophyta, Magnoliopsida, Poales, Bromeliaceae. Bases 52 to 1230 code for a protein of 392 amino acids. The transcript has 12 exons. The record is from RefSeq and is a predicted model, not a curated record.
AAUUCUUCUUCUUCUUAUUAUUCUCUGCAGUUAUUUUUGAAGCCAAAGGAAAUGGGGAAUGCGAAAUCGACAGAAUUUUCACAUCCUUACAAUUAUCAUUCACAAGAAUCCUUUUCGGUUUGCCGUCGCGCCGGGGACAAGAACACAAAGAAGCAACAACCAGCAUUUAUAGCAGAUAAUUUCAACUCUCUUGAUGAGGUUAUCACUGCAUUGAGAGAUGCUGGUCUUGAGUCAUCAAACUUAAUAUUAGGAAUUGAUUUCACAAAAAGCAAUGAAUGGACAGGAAGGCAUUCAUUCAACAGGAGAUCUCUGCACUCGAUUGGCGACACUCCGAAUCCUUACGAGCAAGCGAUCUCGAUAAUAGGCCGCACAUUAGCUUCCUUCGACGACGACAAUUUGAUACCGUGUUUCGGUUUUGGUGAUGUAACUACGCGCGAUGAAGAGGUCUUCAGCUUUUUCCCUGAUCACCGGCCUUGUCGUGGUUUUGCGGAGGCGCUUUCGCGAUAUAGAGAAAUUGUGCCCUACUUGACACUCUCCGGUCCGACCUCUUUCGCGCCUCUCAUUCUCGCAGCAGUCGAUAUCGUGGAGAGGAGCCACGGCCAAUAUCAUGUUCUCGUCAUCGUAGCCGAUGGACAGGUCAGCGGUGGUUCGACUCAACCAAAUGGUGGUUUUAGCCAGCAAGAACAGGCAACUAUAGAUGCUAUAGUAUACGCUAGUUACUAUCCUCUUUCGAUCAUUAUGGUUGGCGUCGGUGACGGUCCGUGGGAUGCGAUGCAGCAGUUCGAUGAUUUUGUUCCUCGGCGGUCAUUUGACAACUUUCAGUUUGUAAACUUCACGAAGAUCAUGUCCGGAAACAUGACUAUGGAAAAGAAAGAGGCAGCAUUUGCGCUUUCGGCCCUCAUGGAAAUUCCUUUUCAGUAUAGAGCCACUCAAGCCCUUGUGCCUACUGAAAAGAGCAAGGAAAUAACUGGUGAGAGAAAGCCUCUUCGCCCGCCUUGUGAAGUUAUCGAACACGACAAUGCGACGGCAUCUCGUGAAUUCACGAAGAACAUCCAACCUAUGGAGUACAACAUCCCACAAGAGAAGGCUUGCUUUAUAUGCUUCGCAAAUCCGAAGGAUAUGGCCUUCGGCUGCGGUCAUUUGACUUGCAGAAACUGCGGCAUGUCGAUCGACACAUGCCCCUUGUGUCGCGCACCCGUGACGAGUCGAGUUAGGCUUUUCCCCUCGUAAACAUGGCUCAUUCCCUAACUGAAGAUUCAGCAUCUCUGGGAGUUUCAUUACCUCAGGAGAAGCUCAUUGUUGUUGGAAGUGAAAAUGAAUCAAUUUGUGAAAGAUGUUUAACCUGUUUGUCUGAAUUGAGCAUCAGUAUACAUUGGAAAUUACAAUGCCUGGUGCUCUUGAUGUAAAUUAUGUUGUAUAUUUUGCUUGGAUUGCUAAAGAAACUUGUUGUAAAUGAUUGAAAAUUUGAAAUUAUAAGGUUUGCUUGCUCUCGCUUUUCGCGCGCAGGGCAAUACUGUUGCCUA